AUGGUAGUGCCCGUAUUGAAAAAUCAGGACAAGAAUAGAUCCGACCCAGAGUCAUACAGGCCCAUUAGAAUACUUUCAGUGUUCUCAAAGCCAUUGGAGUACCUGGUGUGUCUGAGGCUGAGAGAACAAAUCAAACCGAGGAUGACCGAAAAACAAUUUGGAUUUACGGCGAAUAGGAGUUCAAUUGAUGCAAUAUUGAGAAUGAGAGAAUGGGCCGAAAGUCGAGACGAAAAUUACGUACUCGGGAUGUUUUUGGACAUCUCGGGUGCUCCCUAUACCGCUUGGUGA
Messenger RNA from Macrosiphum euphorbiae (potato aphid), 288 nucleotides. The record is from the annotation of a GenBank genome assembly. Lineage: Eukaryota; Metazoa; Arthropoda; Insecta; Hemiptera; Aphididae.